GUCGGCGCGGAUGCGGAGGUGGCGGUGGGGCCGCCUUCGGGGGGCGGGAAGCUGCGGGAGACGAGGGCGAUGGCGUAGCCUGCGGUGGAGAAGCGGGAUGCUACGCCGGCGGCGAUGUUGCGGCCUGCGCCGAGGAUGAGGAGGAUUGGUUUGUUGGACAUUGUUGGGUUUUCUUUGGGAAGUUGAUAUGAAUAUGAAUUCUAGGUUGAUGGAGGAAGAGGGCGGAGGAUAUUGGUGUUAUUUGAGAUCUGAUGCUGGACGAGGUUCUCUCCUCUUCAUCUUCGAGACCAUCCGAUGCCUCUUCAUUUUAUAUGUUCUUUUCCUCCUGCCAAUUCCUCACGACUCGUUCGAAAUGUAUCUAUCUUGUACCGGCUUACGCAUCAUAUUACCAUCACUAGGGGCGUAGCCAGUAAGGCGGACGAGUAUACGCAUUGCUCGAUACGGAUACCUCCAUCCAACAUUAACUACGUUUACGUUUACCUGAGAUGGAGGUUUCCAUAGUGGGAUUGAUAAUUACC
This is a messenger RNA of Colletotrichum phormii, 518 nucleotides long. RefSeq lists its product as uncharacterized. Bases 188 to 406 code for a protein of 72 amino acids. The transcript has a single exon. NCBI's taxonomy places the organism in Eukaryota, Fungi, Ascomycota, Sordariomycetes, Glomerellales, Glomerellaceae. The record is from RefSeq and is a predicted model, not a curated record.